AGUUUGAACAUCAACAUGGACUGUAAGACUUGGUCGGCAUUUGUGAUGUUUAUCUCAUUUGUAUUUGUUAAGGGAUUAUCCUUGGUCACAGGCAACGAUAAUCAAAACUUGACCAGUAUAGAAGAACUAAGAGUCGAUGCCAAAAAUACAGACGUGUUCCGACAACUGCUAAAUCAAGAAACUCUUAUCCGAAUUUCUUUGGUGAAAAACGUCCAUACACUGAUGAAGGAUAUGGUCGACAUGAAGCAAGUUAUUACCUCCUUGCAGGAGUCUCAAAAAGAAAGCUCGUCUUUGAUAUCGGAUUUACAAACAGAAGUUGCCUCGCUAAAAGAACAAAACAAGAAAUUAAACAAUGUCAUUAUUAACUUAAAAGAAAAUGCCGGAAUUGCCAAAGAAAAUUUGACAGAAUUAUUCGAGAUUCAGCGAACUGUAGACAGAAAUAUGGAGGUGAAAAGACAGACAUUUGAAACAAAUAUAUCUACCGUUUUAGGAGAUAUAAAAACCGAGGUUCGAUAUUUAUCCGUCACUCUGUUGGAUUUGAACAAACAUACACUGGACAUGGAGAAAACCUUACCCAAAACCAUGGAAGAAAAACAUGCUAAAGAUUAUGAGAGAUUGAAUGAAUCUAUGAAUAAUCUGAAUGCGGAUUUAAUGGCUACAAAGGGAAGACUCCAGGCGACUGAGAACGAUCUGAGCUCAUUUCAAAACAAUAUCACAUCCUCUGUUUCUCAGGACAUAGACAGUACAAUAAAUACCCUUAAAGCCGAAGUCACACAAUCGAAGAUGGAUAAUCUAAAGCUCACUUCCGCCGUGUCUUCUCUCGAGGUAUUCCGAAUGAAUGUGACAAAUAAUCACUGUGAUUUAACCAAAAAGGUGGGAUUUACAGCUGGUAUGCCGUCAGACUCGUCUUCCUGGUCCAGUGGUGUACUGGUCUUCUCAAAAGUGAUCACCAACAUUGGAGGAGGUUAUAAUGGAAACACCGGGAUCUUCACGGCUCCUGUCGCGGGGAUGUACCAAUUUUUUGUAACCGUAGUUAGUUAUAGUUCUCGAUAUAUAUACCUGUAUAUGGUAUUAAAUGGAAAUUCCAUGGUGACAGCUGUGGCGGAUUCCUCAAUUCAAACAGGGACAAACAUGUUAGUGGCACGUCUCGAAAAGGAUGAUACCGUGUGGAUAAAACAUCGAACAGGUAGUGGAUACUAUUCAGGCAGUAUUCCAUACACCACUUUUUCUGGUUUUCUUAUAUAAUGCAUUUCUUUUAUUAUAAUUUAUAAAAUG
Messenger RNA from Saccostrea cuccullata (small rock oyster), 1275 nucleotides. Its product is annotated as multimerin-2-like. Lineage: Eukaryota; Metazoa; Mollusca; Bivalvia; Ostreida; Ostreidae. The transcript is spliced from 3 exons. Gene Ontology annotation, molecular function: protein binding. The record is from RefSeq and is a predicted model, not a curated record. The coding region runs from base 16 to 1245 and encodes 409 amino acids.